Myzus persicae (green peach aphid) is the source of this 976-nucleotide messenger RNA. Its product is annotated as histone H2B-like. Lineage: Eukaryota; Metazoa; Arthropoda; Insecta; Hemiptera; Aphididae. The coding region runs from base 74 to 454 and encodes 126 amino acids. The record is from RefSeq and is a predicted model, not a curated record. The transcript has a single exon. Gene Ontology annotation, cellular component: nucleosome. Gene Ontology annotation, molecular function: protein heterodimerization activity; DNA binding; structural constituent of chromatin.
UACCGUGCCAACCCAUCACUCAGUUCACAACGUUUCAGUCGUCAAUACGAUUUUGCUUUUACAUUUAUCCACGAUGGCUCCAGGAGGAAAUUCUGCGGGUAAAGCGAUGAAGAAGUCGUUCGGCAAAGCACAAAAGAACAUCGCCAAGUCCGACAAGAAGCGCAAGCCCAAGAGAAAAGAAUCGUACUCCGUUUACAUUUACAAAGUACUGAAACAAGUACACCCCGACACCGGCGUCUCUUCGAAGGCCAUGAGCAUCAUGAACAGCUUCAUCAACGACCUGUUCGAGCGCAUCGCCACUGAAUCUAGUCGUCUGGUCCACUACAACAAGCGUUCGACCAUCACCAGCCGGGAAAUCCAGACCGCCGUCCGACUCUUGUUGCCUGGAGAAUUGGCCAAACACGCCGUCAGUGAAGGAACCAAGGCCGUUACCAAAUACACCAGCUCCAAAUAAUUAUCAUCUCGUUUAACAACUAUCUAAAACGGCCUUUUUGGGCUUUUUAGGGCCACCAAUUUACAAAUAUUUGUUGUAGACUUGACAUAUUAUUCCCUGAGUAGUUUGGACAUCAUGGACACUGGUGAACAACAUCCCAAUAUCGUAAUAAACCGAUAACUAUAAAUUCACUAAUGUACUAUAAUAAUUCAACAGGGCAACACUAGUUGUCGUGCAGCCGUGUUAGUACGGCUUGUUAAUUGAUGUCUUUCUAUACCUAGUAAGCAUGGACAAAGUUCCCAACUAUUAUUGAAUUUUUCAACAGUCAUGUCCGCGCUUUCCACUAGUCACUGUUUUCAGUCCCAUACUUUUUAAUUUGAAGUCACAGUGUCACACGGAAAAACGCGAAUUAAAUUACACGUCUUCCUAAAGAGCUCUAAUAUAUGGAUAUACCUAAGCAAAUUCAUGUUUUGUACUUAUUACUUAUAAAAUGAUUUAAAUAUUUAGAUGUAUCAUUUUUGAAUUACAAUUAUUUUAAUUUUA